CACGCGCACAAAAGAGAGUCUAGCGUCCGCUUGAAAGGCCCAUGCGAUAAUGGUGAACUCGUGUUUCUGGUGAGAUACCAGCUCUGCAUUUGUGACAAAUAUUAACCAAAUUACGGGUUCGUAGUGUAUACCUAUAACGUUUAACCAUCAACAGACUCAAGAGAUCGACAUUUGGCGAAGUUGAAGACCACUGAACGGAGUUUUUUUGGAAGCCAUUACGACUAGGCCCUGAGUCUAGCACAGCACCACACCAUAAUGGCAGACGACUUUGAUAUUGAGGCCAUGCUGGAAGCUCCUUAUAAGAAGACUUGCCUAACGAUAUCUCACCUCUACUCCCAUGAAUUCCAGUGUGAACUGUCAAAAAAUGAAGGAUGACAUCAAAUCUGUUAGCACCAAUGGCCACGAGGAACGCAGCAAAAAGAAGAAAAAGAGCCGGAGCCGCAGCAAGAGCCGGGAAAAGGAACGCAAGAAGAGCAAGAGCCGGGAUCGGGAAAGGAAGCGGAGUCAUGAGCGCGACAGAGAACGCAAACGUAGCCGUAGCAAGGAACGCCGUAGCAAGGAUCACAAACGCAGCCGCUCUCGAAGCAGAGAGCGCGGAGGCCGCUACCGGGCCCCGUUUUCUGGACCGAAAUUGAACGGUGGUUCCAGGGGGAAGGCUGGCCCACCACCUGGCAUCAAACUAAGCCGUAAGCAAAGAUCCAGGAGCAAAAGCCCUUUCCGGAAAGACAAGAGCCCUGUGAGACAGCCGAUUGAUAACCUGACUCCAGAGGAGAGAGAUGCUCGGACAGUGUUCUGCAUGCAGCUGGCUGCCCGAAUCCGCCCCCGAGAUCUGGAGGAGUUCUUCUCAGCUGUGGGCAAAGUUCGAGACGUGAGGAUGAUAUCAGACAGAAACUCCAGAAGGUCUAAAGGCAUCGCCUACGUGGAGUUUGUGGACGUGACUUCUGUGCCUUUGGCCAUCGGUCUGUCCGGGCAGAGGCUACUGGGGGUGCCCAUCAUUGUUCAGGCAUCACAGGCUGAGAAGAACAGAGCUGCAGCCAUGGCCAACAACCUCCAGAAGGGCACCGCUGGACCCAUGCGCCUCUAUGUGGGCUCACUCCACUUCAACAUCACAGAGGACAUGCUCCGAGGCAUCUUUGAGCCUUUCGGCAGGAUUGAGAGCAUUCAGCUUAUGAUGGACAGUGAGACAGGCAGAUCUAAAGGAUACGGCUUUAUCACGUUUGCUGACGCAGAGUGUGCUAAGAAAGCCUUGGAGCAGCUGAACGGUUUUGAGCUGGCCGGUCGACCCAUGAAAGUGGGACACGUCACCGAACGCACAGACGCCUCCUCUGCCAGCUCCUUCCUCGACAACGACGAGCUGGAGCGCACAGGCAUCGACCUCGGCACCACCGGGCGCUUGCAGCUCAUGGCCAGACUGGCAGAAGGCACAGGCCUACAGAUUCCCCCGGCUGCACAGCAGGCUCUACAGAUGAGCGGGUCAAUACAGAUGGGAGCCGUGGCUGCAGUCACUGCGGCCAUGAACCCUGGCCUUAACCUCAACCUCAACUUACCCAGCAUGAGCUCAAACCAGGCUCUCAACCUUCCCUCCCAGCCCAUCGCCACACACUGCUUCCAGCUGUCCAACAUGUUCAACCCUCAGUCGGAGAACAACCCUGGCUGGGAUAUUGAGAUUCAGGACGAUGUCAUAGAAGAGUGCAACAAACACGGCGGAGUCGUUCACAUAUAUGUAGACAAAAAUUCAGCUCAAGGUAACGUGUACGUAAAAUGCCCAACCAUCCCUGGAGCAAUGGCAGCAGUAAACGCGUUACAUGGACGAUAUUUUGCAGGAAAAAUGAUUACAGCAGCAUAUGUUCCUCUCCCCACGUACCACAACCUCUUCCCCGACUCGGUCACCGCCACGCAGCUACUCAUGCCCACUCGCCGAUGAUCUGCUGUGUCUGGAUCUUAAGACAUGCGUACACAGAUCUCAAUAUGUUGGACACUCUCUCUCUUUUCCUUCUCCCUGCUCUUUUUAACACUUUCAGGCUAGUCUGUGAUCAUUGUUUCUGUACCGCAAAGUCAUGACACAUUGUUAUGUCAGUGUUAUGUAUUGUCUUUUUAAUUUUUGUUUCAGUUGAUGUUUUUUUUGUUCGCAAAGAGCCUUUUUUUUCACAUUACAGGUAUGUGGAUUAUUGUUUUCUUUUUUGUACAUUUUAGGCUCAGACAGUGUGGCAGUGUUCAGACUCAAGCCCAGUCAGUAUAUUGUUUGAACAGUGGAAUUCAAAUGGCCAGUUUUACUUUUCGGUAAUUUAACUUUCCACAUGACUAUGGGAGCAAUGAUUCUGAUUGGCUUGUACAUCCCUCAAGGACGUUUUGAACUGGACGGCUAGGCACAACACCACGAUAUUUUGAAACCCCUUUUUGAUUGAGACUGCAGUUUUAGAUGAACAUCAGCACAUUCAGUUUUUUAGGCUCUAUGAGCUGUGGGAAACUACGUGACCCAGAAUUCCUUUUAUGUUGACUUGGAAACCAUUUGAUAUAGAAGUAUCUGUUUUCUAAAUCAAGAUUUGAUUUUGUAAAGCCCUUGACAAAAAUUGAUUUCAAAUAAAGUCAUAGUGCUGUGA
Molecule: messenger RNA, 2600 nt
Organism: Clupea harengus (Atlantic herring)
Lineage: Eukaryota; Metazoa; Chordata; Actinopteri; Clupeiformes; Clupeidae
Gene: rbm39a
Product: RNA binding motif protein 39a
Biological process (GO): mRNA processing
Cellular component (GO): nucleus
Molecular function (GO): RNA binding
Source: RefSeq, a predicted model, not a curated record